Messenger RNA from Rhopalosiphum maidis (corn leaf aphid), 3463 nucleotides. RefSeq lists its product as uncharacterized. Bases 143 to 1450 code for a protein of 435 amino acids. The transcript has 4 exons. NCBI's taxonomy places the organism in Eukaryota, Metazoa, Arthropoda, Insecta, Hemiptera, Aphididae. The record is from RefSeq and is a predicted model, not a curated record.
CGGGUGCGGGACGUGUGCCCGUCGAGGCUACUGUCGACCAGACUUCGAGAUAGUGUGUGCUCCGACAUCGCGUACGACCGGUCCGGGAGAGACGAAAGAAAAACCGAACAAUAUACAAUCAGCCUAGCGACGCGAUAUCAUUAUGGUACUGAAGUUCAUACUCGUGUACUUUGUCACCGCCACUGUCUCGUCUGAUCGUUUAUUGGACUUGACCGCAUCAAAGAUCGAGAUGACACCAAACAAUGCGAUCCAAUACUUGCAAUUUGAAGACUUAUCAUUCAAUCUUACGGAUUUUACGAUCUGCACGUGGAUAAAACUGUUAAAUUUCACCCACACGCAAACAAUAAUACGCCUUACAGGAAAUAAAAAAGAACCACUAAUGUUGUGGCGGAUGCACAUGCACCCCAAAGAAACUAUGAGAGUGACGAUCAAAAACCGCCUAGUGGCAUCGGAAGGUAUGCAAUUAAUCAGAGGACAGUGGUACCACGUGUGCUUUCAGUGGAAAGGUUUUACCGGCGUCUGGGCAACGUUCGUUAACGCCAAAAUCCAUUCGGUCGGACAAAUACCUGUAGUCGGCAAUAACACGAUGUCAUCGAAUGCGUGGAAGCUGAACGGGAAUGGCACCGGACAAGUGGGAGACGACAGCGCGCCAUGCCGAAACGGUUGGCAAGCGUAUGGUCUGUACUUAACCGGACCGGUGAUGACAACAGUGGACGCGACCAAUGUGACUGUCAAGCUGUCGACGAACGCGACCACCGCGUCCAGGAGGACAAAGACUAACAGCAAACGACAAGCGGUGUUCGAAUCGGAUCCGGACGACACGUCGUCUGGCAGUUCCGGUCCGUCCAAAUCGUUCCAAUGGUUCAGCAAGACGUUCGCGUUCAUAAAACGCAUGUUCACGUUCGUCAUCAUACCGUUUUUCAAGUUCGUGCGGAACACGUUCUUCCAGACCCGUUCGUUGGACGACACGGUGGUAGACGUGAGCGAGACGCACCUGACGGUCAGCGACAUCAAAUUCGAUCCACCGUCGUCCGCGGCCACGGUCACGGUGGCCGCCAGUGAGUCAUCUGCGGACGACGGCAGUGUCAGCAAAAUCAGUCGGCGAUCGUCGUCAUCUUCGUCCGAGCGGGAAACAGACGACGACAGCCGUUGCGCCGGCGCGCGGGCCAGCGACGAUCGCGUAACGGCGGCCGACCUGGUGGCCGCAGGGUCGGGUACGACGGUGGCCGUUGAUGACGCGCUUUCGCCGAACGCCAAGCGGUACUUGCGGAUGGUCAGCGAUGGCCUGAACGACGUGGGCGUGAACGCGGCGUUCGUCAAGCGGGCUUUCGCGUGCUGCAGCCGCGGACCAUUCGAUCCACGGACUGACGUCGCGGUUAUCGACUGGGACCGGAGCCGGGCCCACGCGCACGGUGUGAUCACGUCACCUCACGUUUGCGGGCGGUAUUGACCGCCAGCUCGAGUUUUCGUUGUCCCACCACACCCGUCAUGGUUUCCCCUAUUUUCGCCUUCCCGUCGACGCGCUAUACGACCGGUAAUAUUAUUAUUUUAUACGUCUCAAAUAGAAUCGUAUGAUCCUACGUAUGGCGUCGGAAAAUCUGAAAAUCUUAAACAAACAUUCACCGAUUCACCCUCCCCCCUCAUGCACAGCAGAACCCUGAUAGGGCAGAAAAGUUUAUUGCUAAUCGAUAAGUUCUUUGUAGAUAUUUUAUUAUUAUUACUAUAGCAAAAAGCAACACUAAAGAUUUUCUCUCUAGAAGUUCCCAUUUAGCGUGACUUUUCGUAAAAGGGUUAUUCGAUAUGUUUAUCAGUCGUCGUCGUUUGCGGUAUAAGUACAAUACGAACAUGCAAUCUAUACUCGAGUUACUUUUCAUUUUGAUUGAUAUACUCUCUAUUUUUGUUGAAUUUAAAAAUAUAUACAUGUUACAUAGUAAACUAAAAUACAUUCUUUCAGAAGAAUGAGCGACUAUUUUAUAGAUGAUGACGUGUUCUUAUAUUUAAUUCCAUAACCAAACUUUCGAUCCAACGUUACGUCUUACGUCGAUCAAGAAGAGCUAGUGAACGUACAAUGUAUAUGAUUCUCGUGUAGUUAAUAGUAUGAUUUAUGUAACGGAUGUAUAAAAAAAAAUACUUUAUUAGAAAGUAUUUAUAAAUAAUAUUAUUUUUAGUUUGUUAUAGUUUUUUUAAAACAAGCACACAUUAUUUAUAUAUUUUAUACUUGAAUACUUUUUAAAAAUUUUAUAUUAUAUUGAAAGACUGUUGGAUCUAGGAUAAAUCAAUGAAUAAUGCUAAACGAAUAGGUAAUAAUAAUGAGAAAUAACUACAAUUACGAAUAUUUUUCCUACAUAAAAACAUAUAAUUAAGUAUAAUAAUCUAUUAUGGCUACUUCUCAUUAUCAAUAUUAUCUAAUUUUUAGUACCAUCUAUAGCAAAUAGUAUAAUUAUAUACAUUUUUACCUACUAAUUAAAACUUCAAAAUUAUAUUAUGACAAAAGAAAUAAAAAAAAAAAUAGGUAUAUUUAAAACUUUAAUUUUUCCCCUAUCAUGGUAUUGACACCGUUGUGUGUAAAACAAGCACGACAUGUAAUCGUAUGUGCUUGUGUGUUAAGGUUUGCAAACCCUUUCGCAUGAUUGUAAACGAGAAGAUACGCAUAUUAUAAUAGACACUUGAUUUUCGACUUUAUUUAUUAUCGUAAGUAACAUUAUUCUAUACGUUUAUCAGAAAUUAAGUUUACGAUCGAGUAAAAUCUCAGCUCAAAAUCAAAUAUAAAAUAAAUACCAAAAUCGUAUACGAUAUCAUAAACUCAUACAAUAAUUUCAUUGGUAUUCUGAAUAUUUCAACUGCAAUAUAUACACAUGAAAACCCCCAAUAAAUAAUAACACUAAAAGAGUAUUAUUGGAAUUUACGAAAUACGCCCGCCAUAAUAUGCUUGCUAAUACAAUUAAUUUUAAGUAGGUAUUAUGCGAUUUUCGUAUCCAACAAAAUUCAGUUUGAAACAGUGAAAUUAUUUUUUAGGCUGUAUUGAACCCGUAUUUGAACAUACAUGGACCGUGUUUAUUAUUUUAUUCGCGAAUUAAGAUGAUAGAAUUAAUAUAAAUUUGUUUUGUAAAAUUAUUUUUUAUUCAAGUUCACGCUAUCAUUACAAUAAUAAUAUAAUACGCGUUUGUGUGCCGUUAUCGUCUUGUGAUUAUAUUUUAUAUUUUCACCGUUAAACUAAGUCAUUGUUUGCAGAUGUUUAUAUUAUGUUAUUAUGUUAAUCGCGUUAUUUGUCGAUAUCACCAGCUCGGCCGUUUGCCGACAUUAUAUUAUAUUUGUAUGUUUUUUUUUAAAUACGAUCACUCGUAGAUUAUUUUAUCACAUAUAUAUUAUAUAUGCCGUUUGUAACAAACGAAUUGUUUAGUAUAUAAUAUAAGUAUGUACAGCAUAUUAUUAUGCAUAUUUAAUAAUAAAUUGUACAGCUCCG